Messenger RNA from Diorhabda sublineata, 5023 nucleotides. RefSeq lists its product as uncharacterized. Bases 1799 to 4573 code for a protein of 924 amino acids. The record is from RefSeq and is a predicted model, not a curated record. The transcript has 9 exons. Gene Ontology annotation, biological process: regulation of GTPase activity; signal transduction. Gene Ontology annotation, cellular component: cytoplasm. Lineage: Eukaryota; Metazoa; Arthropoda; Insecta; Coleoptera; Chrysomelidae.
UCACGACCUCGGUGUUUAGCAGAUUAACAACCUUGUCUUGAAUUAAUUUAUCAAAAUAAUCAUAAAAUAUCUUUGAUAAGAGCUGAUUAUAAACUGCACAUGAAAUUAUUAUCAGUAUACAUAUACAACGCAGAAAAACCAACAUUUAAUAUCAGUGACUAUGCUGCGUAAACAUGUCGGUACCGCGUCGGUCAUCGAGUUUACAUUGCAAGAACAAAAUAAAACAUGAAUAUCCUGUCGAUAAUAUACUAUCAACCUCACCAAUGUCUGGAUAUCCGACAAAUAGAUCUCUCACAUCUAAUAGUAGACAAACGAGGGAAUCUGAAUAUUACUUUCCUUCUUUGUCCAGAAGAACAUCACUGUCUUCAAAUUUAAUACAUGAAUUACAGAAGAAUACUCGAUAUAGACAACAAAAAGCGAAAUUAGAAGAUCGGAAAUCCAAGUCGGUUGAGUUUUUAGAAAUCGCUUCUCGGGAGACAACAACAGAUAAACCUAAAAGUUGCAGUAGUUCAAAUUCAAGCAAAAGAAAAUCUGCAUCGCUAUCGGAUUUUAAAAAAGUAAGUGUUUGUUUGUUAAUUCAAAUAAUUUAAUUCCAUACUGACUAAAAAAAUAGUACAAGAAUUAACAAAAAAUGUAAACAAAUUGAAAUUCUAAAGCAGUAUAUCUUGAUUAGUGUAAAUGGAAUGUGUUGUAGUGAAUAUCAAUUCAAAUAUAUUAGUAUUAAACGAAUAAUAAAUCAUGUACUAAAUCAACAAAACAAAUUUUGGUGUGGAUGAAUAUGCAAAAUUAAGUUUAUACUUUCAACUUGUAAUGUUCUUUCAUCAACAUUAUAAUGAGUAAACAUCAUUAUUGUCUCCUUUUGGACUAUUCUUAAUGGAUUUGUUUAUGUGGUAAUUAGUUUUGUGAUAAUCAUGUUGUAUAUUAGUUGGGUCAUAAAUAUUUGCAUACUACAUUCCAAUAAGGCUGUUUUUGAAAUAAUAUAUGACUAACUGUAAACAAAUAUAGGAAACAUCUCAAAGUUUGGUUAGGGACGUUUUUAUUUGGAUUCUUUGCAAUAUAUAAUUAUUGUUUUGUAAACUCAUUGACUGAAUUAAUCAGUAAGAUAUUGGUAAAUUAAAAACAAUAGUUGUUAUCUACAUUAAAACAUUUUGUUUUUAUCAGUAAGAUAACAUGAUGCUCAUUAACCUUUUUUUUGCUUCAUUUGUGUUCCAAUUUAUUAUGUUCAGUAUUUUUGAAAAUAGAUUUAAACAAUCACUGAAAAUAGUGACAAGCAAUUAUAACAAUAUUGACAAAAUGGUUGAUGGAUAUCUCGUUUUUCAUAGGGAUGUAAUUCAAUAUUUGUCGCGGUAUGAGACAGGAAGAUAAUUGUUUUCUUCUUUGGAAAACUACAAAAAAUUCGAAUCAUUAAAAUAAGGUGUCCUUUAUGAUAUGGUAAUUUCGUUAUUAAUAGACGUAAAUUUCAUGUAAUUUUGGUGACAGCAUAUGUAUUUACUUUCUAAAUGACUCACUGUUGUCUCAAAAGCGUUCCAAGUGAAGUGGCUUACAGUUGUCGCUUUAUAAUUUUUUGGUUAGGUUAUGUAGGUUACUUUGUGGACACCCUGUAUAUGAAUAUUAAAGACAUAAUGAUUCAUAGUAAUGAUAUACUACACAAACUGUAUAAAUUCUUGAUAUACGGUAAUUUUAUCACUGAUAACAACGAUAAGGAAACGAAAAAAUAUGUUUGUUGCAAUGAAACUUAAGUUUUUAUGUGGUUUAUAGUUGAUUUGUGUCAUCGGAAUAAUAAAUUGUGUUUGGGAAAAUGGAGUUUUUUUUUGGCAGAAAAAUGAUGUUUAAAGAUGUAUAUAAUAAAACUAGUGACAAAAAUUUGGAAGGAUUAAAGUCAAGUACAUCACGUCCUAAAGGAAGUAAUAGAAAAAUGAAUUUAAACAUCAGAUCGGUUUGGUACGACGAUGGAGAUAGAAUUUCUGAGAAUCCUUGUUUACGAAAAGCCGCAAGUUUAGACAGUUUACUCACAGAUAAAUCAACUAAAACAAAAAUAACUAAGGAUAUGAUUUCGGCACCUUUCUAUUUAAGGAAGCUUGACGAACGUAAUGAUAUAAAAACUAUUGAUUCUUUUGGUAUCCUUGAGGAAAGAGAAGCGUCCAAUUCCACGAGCAGUGAUUGUGAAAGUAGCGACAGUGAUAGUGUUUCCAGUUCAAUUAUUGAUAAUGAAAAUCGAAUGUUUAAUAUCAAUAUACCUAGUCCAAUAGACGAAAAUAUUAUAAGACAAAAAUAUAAGUUUGUACCUGAUAAAACUAGAAGGAAAAAUAUUUUACAUUUAACGAAAAUAUUAAACAACAGCGAUAUUUCUAAUAUUGAAGACCAUUCUGGCGAUGAUUCCGAAGAAAAACUCGAGUCGCAAAUACAAAUUAUUACAGAAUUAACAAAAAAUGAUGAUGAAAAAGUUAUUACAAAUACGCAGGAUUUUGAAAAUUCAAUAAAUAAGAAAAUAUUAAAGAAACAAAAAGAAGAACCGUCUAAUUUAUUAAGAAUGAAGGGGAUGUCAAAAUCUUCGGAUGUGCUGUCAAGUUUUAGGGAUAGCCAGGAAGUUUUGAGAACCCUUCAAUCAAAUAAAGAUGAGCCGUUAUCGCGUAGCGUGGGGCCGUUUCCGAAGACCGAUGACCAUUUGUUUAGCGAAGGAGUUCAACUUAGGCCACACCGAAUAGACGGUACUAGACAAUCCUUAACUAUAGGUUGUGAUCCUAGGAGAGUUUACAGAAAUCCGGAUUUUGAUGUGAAAGGCUGUGUGAAGAUUCAUUUUAUUGCCGAUAAUAAAGUUUUUAAAUUGAAUAAGAACGACUGCAUCCAAUAUACAAAAAAUUCUAUUAUUAAAAAUGAAGAGGUAUUGAAAUAUGGUGUGAUUCUUAGGACAAUAAAAUUAAUAAAUAAAAAAGAAGUCGAAUUGAGAGAUAUAAAUAACCAACCGUACAUUCUCGUUUUCGAUUCCUCCAAAGAUGCCAAAUUAUUUACAGAAAGUGAUAAAGUCAGUUCUUACACCGACAAUGAAAAAUCAACAAUAACCAAAACUCUUCUCCGAUUGUUGGGAAAACGAUCGAGUCGAGAAGUUUUAGAAAAAAAAGGUAUAUAUCAAAACGAACCGAUAUUUGGUAAUACACUGAGAAACAUAUACGGUGUAAAACAAGAAGUACCUAAAUUCAUUUUGAAAACCAUGGAACUAAUCGAGAGACCAGAUAAUAUAACCAGUUUGGGUUUGUACAGAACCUCGGGGAAUCUAGCUACCAUUCAAAAAAUACGUUUGGAAGUCGAUAAAGGUAAUCUGGAUAUUUUGGAUAAUUAUUCCAAAGAUCCCGAUGUUCUAACUGGAAGUUUAAAAUUGUUCUUCAGGGAGUUGAAGGAGCCGUUACUAUCCUGCAAGACUUGCGACAAUUUACUAGGUUUUACUAAAAAUGGUAUGAAUUACGGUAAAAAAGACCGAGAUAAUAUCAGAACAAUUUUAACUCACAUACCGGAAGCGAAUUCUGAAACUCUAUUAGCACUAAUCAAACAUUUAAUAAAAGUAGUCGAAUAUAAGGAUCAAAACAAAAUGGAUACAUAUAAUUUGGCAGUUUGUUGGGGCCCAACUAUAAUAUUUGCGACGGAUAAUGCGGUUACUAAAGACUUGGUAACCCAAAGUGCGGAAGCUACUAAAUUAUUCGAUGCUCUGUUGAAUUUCUAUAUAAACAAUCCCGAGGAAUUGGAAUUGAGAAAGAAAAAACACGAUGGGUUAGAUAGUAAUCGGAAUAUGAUAUAUCGGCAGGAUUCUAAGGACAGUAUCCAGAGUUCUGAUAGUGGAUAUUCGAAUAAAAACAAAAGUUCGAGUAAUUUGAGUCUCGAUGCAAUCGACGAUGUGCUUAAAAAAUCAGUGGAACUAAUAGAAGGGCAUUUGAAUGCGGAAGGUCUGUACAAGAAGAACGGUUCGACCGAAAAGGUUGCCAAGAUUUUGAAAAAAAUGUCGAAAAGAAAAUUAACCGAAAUGGAAAAAUACAAAAACGACGUAUACGAUUUGACCGACGCUUUGAAGAAAUAUCUAAAAGAAGGUUGUGAUUUUACGAUUACAAAAGAGACCGUAGAAUACGUUAAUAAAAUAUGCGAUAAUACUCAAUGGUUAGAACACAAUGUAAGGCAGAGGGUUAUAACCGUAGUAGCGGAUGCGCCAAAAAAAGAUACUCUAAUAUUCAUCAUCCGUCAUAUAAUUAAAUUGAUUAAACACGAAUCGAGUCACAAAGUAUCCAAAGCGGAUAUUAUUUCAAUAUGGUCUAGAAUAUUGAACGAUCAAAUGAGAAUAGUGGAAACCGAAGAAAAAAUGAAUAAUUUCAUAAAGAUACUAGUUGAUGUAUUCGAUGAAUCGAAAAGCGAUAUUACCACCAUGCCGAAAGGAAUGUCGAACGGUUUAUUGAACGAUUUGAAAAAUUUACAAAAAGAAAAAGAUAGAAUCAGUAAAUACGACAACAUGCCGGAUGAAUUCGAUUGUAUAAAUAAAGAAGCGACAAUAUUAGAAGAGAAGACUGAAGAUAUCGAACAUACAAAAUUGUGAAUGAAUAAGAAAAUGACACAGUUGAUUAGUUGUAGAAAAAUUUUUGUCUAUCAAAAAUUUUAUUAAUAUCUUCGGUAGUAAGCAUACAUUCCAAUGUUACCAACUUUUUCAAUUUGCCUUUCGGAACCUAUUUUCAUUUCAUUUCAAAGAGACUGAACUGAUUAUAUUUGUUUGACUUUUUCUUAUGUAGUGUGCCUUUAUCCCGUUAAAAAUGUAUUUUAACAAUUAAAUAUUAAAGUAUUCUUUAUCUCUGUGAUACAUACAAAAAUAUUAAAAAAACCAUUCCAGUUUGUUAAACUUUUAUCUUGAAAUUACGUCAUUAAUAAUUUCAUUCCUGUUAUUCUUGUAACUAGUAAAAUUAGUAACAAUACGAUUAUUAUACUCUAGAAUUUAGCAGACUUAUAAUCUAAAUUGUUACCAAAUUUAAAUAAAUUACCUUUCGUAAAGGUG